GUGAUCGGAACAGGGUACACGGAGGGGAGUGGGGCCCUCCUCGGUCUCCCUGCCCCCUUGUCACCUUCCCGCGACUCUGCCCGGGAGGGGCGUCCCAGGGUGCUGGUGGGAGGAGCGGGAGGGCUGUUACCUCAUCGUCGCCUCCUGGAGGCUCCGCUCGCCCGCGCCGCCGGUUGAAGCGGCGACUCCCCGCGCUGGAACGGAGGAAGGACGGAAGGACCGAGGCGCCGAGAGGCAGCGCCGCCUCCCGCUCCGCUGCGGGACCCGCGCCGGGGAGGAGGUCGGACCUCGGUGCUCCGCGCUGCCGGCGGCGCCUCUGGUCGCGCUGCGGGGCGGAGGCGGUGUCUGCGCGCGGCGCGCCCGGUCUGCUCCCUCCCGAGCUUCUGCACUCGCAGGAGCUGCUCGUGGUUCCGCCGUCGGCCCGCUCGGCUGGCUGUCUGCCUUGUCUGCCGCCCGCUCGGUCCUCGGACCUGGCCUCUCUGGGCUCCGGGAGCUCCGAGGAGCGCAGAGGGACUGGGGCGCGCGGCCCGGGUGGCGCACGGUGCGGCGCCGGCCCAUGAGGGUCCCGGGCGCCGGGCGCGGUAGCGCGGGCCGGCUAUGGGGGGCAGCCUGCGGGUGGCCGUGUUGGGCGCCCCGGGCGUGGGCAAGACGGCCAUCAUCCGCCAGUUUCUGUUCGGCGACUACCCCGAGCGCCACCGGCCCACGGACGGGCCGCGCCUCUACCGGCCCGCGGUGCUGCUCGACGGCGCAGUCUACGACCUGAGCAUCCGCGACGGAGACGGCACUGGCCCAGGUCCUAGUCCUGGAAGUCUCGAGGAGUGGCCGGAUCCUAAGGACUGGAGCUUGCAGGAAACGGACGCCUUUGUGCUGGUCUACGAUAUCUGCAGCCCCGACAGCUUCGACUAUGUGAAGGCGCUGCGGCAGCGCAUCGCCGAGACCAGGCCCGCGGGCGCCCCCGAAGCACCCAUCCUGGUGGUGGGCAACAAGCGAGACCGGCAGCGGCUGCGCUUCGGUCCGCGGCGCGCGCUGGCCACCCUGGUGCGCAGGGGCUGGCGUUGCGGCUACCUCGAGUGCUCGGCCAAGUACAACUGGCACGUGCUGCGUCUCUUCCGAGAGCUACUGCGCUGCGCUCUGGUGCGAGCGCGCCCCGCGCACCCAGCCUUGCGCCUGCAGGGGGCGCUGCACCCGGCGCGCUGCAGCCUCAUGUGACCGACCGAGUUAUCCCAGGCCCUCCGGUGCGACCCUCUUUAGACUGAAACACCCGGGGGCCCGGAUUGGACGAGAUUGCCCAACUUCUCUCGGAUUGGACAGGACAGACUCUCCUUCCUGAUUGGAUGAGAAAAGCUCCCUCCCAGUCUCCUGGGCGACACUCUUUUUUGAACUUCAUUGGACCUAGGCAGGCUCAAAACCCUAUUGGACAAGAGCAGCUCUUUCUGGGACCUCAUUUGGCCCAACCGCCAGGAUCCUAUUGGAUGGGAAGGGCUUGGCUAUGAAUCUGAUUGGAAGCUCCCAGGCAACUCCUGGCUUCAUUAGACAAAGUCACACUCCCCAGAAUGCAAUAAAGGGGAAAACAAUUUAA
Molecule: messenger RNA, 1579 nt
Organism: Choloepus didactylus (southern two-toed sloth)
Lineage: Eukaryota; Metazoa; Chordata; Mammalia; Pilosa; Megalonychidae
Gene: RASL10A
Product: RAS like family 10 member A
Exons: 3
Coding region: 598-1209 (203 amino acids)
Molecular function (GO): GTPase activity; GTP binding
Source: RefSeq, a predicted model, not a curated record